AUGGCUUCGCCAAAUCCAUCAUCAUCUGAUUCUUCAACAUACUAUCUCCCCCCAGUCACUCAAGAAGAGUUCAAGAUGUUUCACAAUAUCGAUCGCAAACUCUUCUCCCGUCUAGUCCUAUCCCUCUCCCGCGAAAUAGGUCAGUCAAUGCAAGUCAUAGCCUUUCUCCUAUGGCUUGAACAUGCAGGCUAUGCAAUGAAUUUGAUUCACCAAAUGAAUUCAUUGCAAGAUUACAUAUUAGUUGCAUUAGUCGAUGAGGUUGUACUGUGCUUGAAGUGCAUUGAAAGUCUUGUAUUUGACCCUAACUCAAAACAAUAUGUCAAGGGUGUCCCUCUCGUCGAGAAUGUAACAAAAAAUGCUGUCUCGAUCACCUACUUUCGUGAGAAUCGCAUCAAAAUCAUCAACGAGGUGGCGCGUAACAUGAACGAUGUCUGCGUUAGGGCUUUCGACGACAUUGUUAAUCAUGUUCAAUCAUCAAGACAACAAAGCUUGAACCAAGUCCCAUAUUAUGGUCCUCCUCCACAGAAGAUCUCGCCUAGUAGUGGUGCAGUGUACUAUAAUGCUAGUGCACUUGGGGGUUAUGGUCCUCCGGCGCAGCCUAAUCUUCAACAACGCAUGGCAGGGCCUAGUGUGCCUGCGGUGAAUCCUAAUCUUGUUUCUAAGAAAGUUGGGAGCCGAGCAUAUAGGGCAGGGCCUAGUGUGGCUCCAAGGGACCCUAAUGUUGCUUAUAAUAAGACUGGGGUACUCCCAACAAGGUCGAUAGAUGAUGAUAUCAGUGAAGCUUUGGGGUUGUCCAACAUAAGGACUGGUGAUGAUCAUCAUCGAGAUCGGGAUCGGACGGUCGUGGUAGAGGAAGAUGCAGCGGUGCAACCGGAUGACAGGACUAUUUUCUUGACUUUCUCUAAGGGGUACCCUAUUUCAGAAAAUGAAGUAAAAGAGUUUUUCACCGGGAUGAUCGGAGACUGUCUGGAAUCAAUUUACAUGCAAGAAGUCCCAGCAGGGGAGCAACCCCUUUAUGCCAGACUUGUUGUUCCAUCUGAAUCUGUGAUUGAAGCUGUGCUUGAUGGGAGAUCAAAAGCCAAGUUUUCAAUAAAUGGAAAACAUGUUUGGGCAAGAAAAUAUGUGCGUAAGAACAUGAGGUCUGCUAAUUCUCCGCCAUCACAACCUUCUUCACCAGUACAGGCAUCUUAA
Messenger RNA from Tripterygium wilfordii, 1191 nucleotides. RefSeq lists its product as uncharacterized. The coding region runs from base 1 to 1191 and encodes 396 amino acids. The transcript has 2 exons. NCBI's taxonomy places the organism in Eukaryota, Viridiplantae, Streptophyta, Magnoliopsida, Celastrales, Celastraceae. The record is from RefSeq and is a predicted model, not a curated record.